AUGGCAUUGUGCAGACGCCCUGAGGAAGAAAAAGAAGUGAGUCUGGCAGGGGUUGUCAGUCUGUCCCGAUUUUACCGGUCACCAUCCAAAAUGUCAAAGCUUGCGAGUCUGAAGGACAUGGCAGUUCUGGUCAGGGGAUCACCAUGGGUCAAGAACUGGGUCCCGCCCAAGAGGAUGCUCAUGGAGAAGGAUGUUUUCUGA
This is a messenger RNA of Knipowitschia caucasica, 201 nucleotides long. The record is from the annotation of a GenBank genome assembly. NCBI's taxonomy places the organism in Eukaryota, Metazoa, Chordata, Actinopteri, Gobiiformes, Gobiidae.